Molecule: messenger RNA, 750 nt
Organism: Dermacentor albipictus
Lineage: Eukaryota; Metazoa; Arthropoda; Arachnida; Ixodida; Ixodidae
Source: RefSeq, a predicted model, not a curated record
CAGUUUACCAAGGUGACAGUGCAUCUGAUGCAACAAGCCAUGUUGCACACUCGCACUCUGCAUCCUCUCAACUCACGCAAGGAUGUGAUGAAGGCUUGAUGGUGCUUGCACAGGUUGCCACAAGUUUUGAUGAACGCUCAGCUCAGGCCAGCCUACCUACCCCUGGUUUGUCUGGCUUAGGUGCUGGUCUCUACAGUCAGACUACGUUUGAACAGGUGCACAUUAUUUCCUUCUGUGUUGCACUUUUCCUACACCUUUGUAGUACUUCAAGUAGGCAGUUUAGGCCAUACAGCUGAUUACAAUAAGCACUCUUGUUUUCAGGCUGCCAUGGAUUUGGAAUAUGAAACUGCAGUCCAGACCAACCUGUCUGAGCCCGGUCCAUCUGGCCUAAGUACCAGUGUUCCUAUUGAGCCACAACUUGCGCAGGCUGCAAUGGAUACUGGAGACAACAGUCAAGUACAGGAGAGCCUCUAUGUCACCGACCCAUCCAGCCUAGCUGCUGUUCUUCAAUUGGAGGUGACACCAGUGCAGGCUGCCAUGGAUUUGGAAUAUGAAACUGCAGUCCAGACCAGCCUGUCUGAGCCCGGUCCAUCUGGCCUAAGUACCAGUGUUCCUAUUGAGCCACAACUUGCGCAGGCUGCAAUGGAUACUGGAGACAACAGUCAAGUACAGGAGAGCCUCUAUGUCACCGACCCAUCCAGCCUAGCUGCUGUUCUUCAAUUGGAGGUGACACCUGUGCAGGGUCAGUAG